AUGUGCGCCACCUUCGCUGCCCCCGAGGGCCUGCAGCUGCAGCACUCGGUGGCUGGUGCAGGCGGAGGUACUACUGUUCUUUCAAAGUUCAGCAUUGACUUUGUUGUAGCUCUGCUGAGGCAAGAAAACGCUAAAGACAUCUGUGUGAUCCAGCUACCUCCAGAAAUAAAUUACUGUAAUUAUUUUAUAAUUGUGAGUGGAUCUUCAACACGACAUCUACAUGCAAUGGCACAUUACAUGCUAAAAAUGUACAAGCAUCACAAAGAAGAAAGUGAUCCUCAUACUCGGAUUGAAGGAAAAGAGACAGAUGACUGGCUGUGCAUUGAUUUUGGUAGCAUAGUGAUACACUUCAUGCUGCCAGAGACACGAGAGGCUUAUGAACUGGAGAAGCUGUGGACACUUGGUUCCUAUGAUGACCAGUUAGCACAGAUGACUUCAGAGUCGCUGCCAGAAGACUUUACAUUUGGACUGAUGCCUACCAGCAGUGAUCAUCUUGAGACAAGAACUUAA
Messenger RNA from Merops nubicus (carmine bee-eater), 510 nucleotides. It is a transcript of the gene MALSU1, whose product is annotated as mitochondrial assembly of ribosomal large subunit 1. Gene Ontology annotation, molecular function: ribosomal large subunit binding. NCBI's taxonomy places the organism in Eukaryota, Metazoa, Chordata, Aves, Coraciiformes, Meropidae. Gene Ontology annotation, cellular component: mitochondrion. Bases 1 to 510 code for a protein of 169 amino acids. The transcript is spliced from 4 exons. Gene Ontology annotation, biological process: negative regulation of ribosome biogenesis; negative regulation of translation. The record is from RefSeq and is a predicted model, not a curated record.